GCAGCUGUCGCACGGACAGAAUAUAUUACCAUAUGUAACACAAACUCCAGUCAGUUCGUCUAACAAGUGACAUGAAGACUUACAUUGCUGUGAUUCUGGCCAUAGUGGGUCAGCUGGUCGCCGCGGAUCCUCAACAGCAACUGGCACUGUCGGCUGCGACCUCUGGCUUCUCACAGAGACUGUACCAGAAGGUGGCGCUGAACAGAGGCAAUGUCGUCUAUUCCCCCUACAGCAUUCAUUCAGCCCUAUCCAUGACGUCACUUGGUGCCCGCGGGGAAACUGCCACAGAAAUGGCAGAAACUCUUGGGGUCAGCUCUCUUGGUCCUGCCGUCCAUACAAUCUACAAGGAACUGAUAACACAGCUGAACUCUAAUACGGAUGUUGAGAUAAACACGGGAAACGCCAUUUUUGUCAACCCAAGGUACACGAUCGUGCCCCAGUUUGUUACCGAUGUCAGGGACUAUUACUUCGCCAAGGCAGAUUACUUUGACUUAUCUGCCCCUGGUGGCCCAGAAAGGAAAAUCAACGACUACAUUUACCGGGCGACGAAAAACACAAUUAUGAACACCCUGAAGAAAGAUUUCAUCAAACAAAAUACAGUCAUGCUGCUGGUGAACACACUUUUCUUUAACGGUACCUGGAAGUCUCAGUUCCCCAAACAAAACACACGUCCUGAAAGCUUCUACAAGACUGGCGGUCUAGUCAGUAAGGUCAACAUGAUGAAUGGCGACUUCGAGAUCUUCUACAAGGAAGACGCCACUAACAAAGUUGAUGUGGCCGAGCUGCCGUUUAAGGGAUCAAGAUUUAGUUUGUUCGUUGCACUGCCCAAUGAGGUGGAUGGAAUUAUUGGUUUAGAACAACUGCUGGCUACCCCUGGGAAGGCCGAUGAACUGUUCACAGGCUUGGAACAAACUUUUAUGUCUGUCAGCAUUCCUAAAUUUACCACAGAGACAGAAGUUGAGCUAAGCCAGAUUUUGAUAGACCUGGGUAUGGUGAAAGCUUUUAAUUCAGCGGACUUUUCUGGAAUGGUAAAACGUGCUGAUGCUGUUAUCGACAAAGUGAUUCACAAAACGAAGAUCGUUGUCAUGGAAACGGGGACUGUCGCUGCUGCAGCUACCGUAGUUUCCAUCGUGGAACGGGCAGCCUUUCGUGAGUUCAAAGCGGACCAUCCUUUCCUGUACUUCAUCAGAGACAAAGUGUCCGGACACAUUUUCUUCCAAGGAAAAUUCUCCGGCUAGUUAAUUAAAAACGAUGUUGUAUUGAGAAAAAUACUAAUAAAAGUUUAACCGAAAGCUAAGCCUCCUUAAUUUAUUUCUAUAUCAUUAUGAUUAGAGUGUAGGACUAAAAAGUGAUGAUACAUAUUGCUAUAAUGCUUUGUUCAGAUACAAAUUAUAUCCUACAGCAAAAAGGACUUUGAGGUAUUGAUGAAAAGAGAUGUGACCCACUUGAAACUUGAUUAAAUUAAUUAAUAAAAACACCAUUGUCUUUUUGUGAAAACAUGUUUUGCUUCCUAUUAGCCACUACCUGUAACAUGCCUGUUUAUUUUUAUUUUUUUUCAUUUUGUUGUAUUAAUUAUAAUACUGAAGAGAAAAUAAUGUGGUUAUCUUUGCCAUAACAUAAUAAAGCUUGAAAUGUAAACAAUCAA
Molecule: messenger RNA, 1645 nt
Organism: Physella acuta
Lineage: Eukaryota; Metazoa; Mollusca; Gastropoda; Physidae
Product: serpin B4
Molecular function (GO): serine-type endopeptidase inhibitor activity
Source: RefSeq, a predicted model, not a curated record